This is a messenger RNA of Colletotrichum higginsianum IMI 349063, 2040 nucleotides long. Its product is annotated as C6 zinc finger protein. Gene Ontology annotation, biological process: regulation of DNA-templated transcription. The record is from RefSeq and is a predicted model, not a curated record. Gene Ontology annotation, molecular function: zinc ion binding; DNA-binding transcription factor activity, RNA polymerase II-specific. Lineage: Eukaryota; Fungi; Ascomycota; Sordariomycetes; Glomerellales; Glomerellaceae. Bases 1 to 2040 code for a protein of 679 amino acids. The transcript has 2 exons.
AUGAGCACAACGGCGGCCAACCAGCAAAUAAUGGGGCUUCAAGGAGGUGCGCCGCCGGCGUCAUCCCAGGUCCCUUCUGGUCGAAAAGGCACCAAGAAAGUCCGGACUGGAUGUGUCACCUGCAAGUUGAGUCCGAGUCUUCCAUUUCAACUGCUGCUCUUUGUCCGAGGCCGGUCAUCCCAUCUCUUGUCGUCUCAACACUCGUCAUCUCAUCUUGCCUCAAUUCGAAAGGUCAAGUGUGACGAGACCAAGCCUGCAUGCCUUCGCUGCAACAAGACGGGUCGGAAAUGCGACGGCUACUUGCCUCCCAAGCUGCCGGGGAACAAUCCCGGCGGCGUCAUGCGCUUAAGCCCGCCUGUCUCGCCCUUUGCGGACUGGGCCGGUGGUACCAAGGAGCAGCGCGCCUUUGAUUUCUAUCGUAGCUUUUCCGCCCCGUCUAUCUUCAGCGACGGCGUCAGCUCGAUGCUGUGGAAGAAGCUGGUGCCGCACUUUUGCCAUGCCGAGCCGGCAAUCCGUCACGCCGUCCUCGCCAUUAGCAGUCUUCAUGAGACGCUAGCGUUGCCGCCGGGCUCCAAUUCGGCCGUUGAAGAGGAAAACAACCAUGGCGUGCUGACCAACGCAUUUGCUGCCGAGCAGUACGGCAAAGCUCUGAAGUGUCUCCAGGAAUGGAAGCCCACCGAGACAUCGCCAGCAACAGUGCCGUUGCUGGCGUGUCUAUUGUUCAUCUGCAUAGAGUUCAUGCUUGGAGACGAGGGCGCGUCGCAAGUUCACAUCAACCAGGGCAGACUAAUCCUCUCGCAGCUCGAGCCUUCGACAGACGUGGACAUGAUCAAGAAACACUUCGUGCCCGUCUACAGCCGGCUCGCCCUCGCAUCCUUCCUUUUUGGUUGCUUCCCCGCCGCGAUACCGCCAAACAUGAAAGCAAGCUCUGCCACGAAUCUGUUCUUCUCAUCAGUAGACGAGGCCGAGGUUGCGCUCUACGAACUGAUCGAUGACGGGCUACGAUUCACGGCCAAAGCCAAAAGAGCAGCCUACUCAUAUCCCCCGAGCGAUCCGACUUUACUGGAACUGGAUCGCGAGCAAGAUGACUUCCUCGCAAAACUAUCGCAAUGGCAUGUGUCCUUUGUCGUCAUCUCGGCCAUUGAUGACGCGUUGAGCAAAUGCAAGCUGUGCAUGGUGUACUACCACGCAGCCAGGAUCGCCAUCAGCACUGCGAUGGACACCCUGGAGACGGCGUUCGACAACCAUAUCGUAACUUUCGCGUCCAUCAUCAGCAACGCAGCCGAGUUUGUGCACGCGUCACGGAGAGUGUCGGGGCGCGACCCUUCCCAGGCCGCCAUGGCGAUGCCCAAAUUCGUCUUUGACACCGAGAUCAUCCCGCCGCUAUACUACGUAAGCAUCAAAUGCCGGCAUCCCAUGCUACGGCGCGCGGCCGUGGACUUGCUGAAGCAAGAAACAGUCAGGAAGCGAAAGGAGAACCUGUGGGAUGCGCAGAUGAUCUCCGAGAUCGGCAAGCGCUGUAUAAACAUUGAAGAAGAAGCCGCCCGUCGCCGCGACGAAUCGGUCGAUUUGACCGCAGGAUGGGACACGGUCUCCUGGGAGGAAUCGGACGGUGUGCCCAUCGGUCUUUUCCCCACGAACAAUGACCCCAGCAUCGACUGCGACUACCCAGUGCCUCGGGUCCAGUAUCCUCAGAUCCCCAAGCUCACCAACACCCAAAUCAACGCGGAAUACGAGCGGACCAGAGACCUUGUGAGAAACCUCGUCCAGAGCAGACACACGACGCCCAGUUCCAUGUCGACUGGGUCAACGUCGUCGUCGUCGUCGUCGUCAUCUGGCGGCAGCAGCGCCUUCUGGGGACCGCAUCAGCUCGAGGCGCCGUUCGGUCUGCCCGAGCAUGCGAGGAUAAAGAACGCACUCAUCGACAAUGAGUCGAAGUGGGGGAGCUGGAUCACCGUCUUUAUGGACCCGAAAGAGGCCGGAGCGGCGCAUUGGAAGGUGACCAGGGAGUUUAUUCGGCGGUCAUCAGCGCGGGUGUAG